UGCGGCAGCUUCCGGCCGGCCAGGCGCAGUGGAUGUGAGGAGCUCCGACGCGGUCGUGCGUGCGGUGGGGGCGUGUCGGUGGGAAGUCGUGGGGCCGGAGCUCGCGGAGCCGGCCUGUGCGAGCAAGUCUUCAUCCCCGGGAUUUAUUUCUCCCUCCGAGGUAGCCAUGGAUGCUUCGACUCCUUUGCCUCCCGCACCCUCUUCUCCGAGGUGUAACCCAGCCCCACAGACAAUCCACAUUGAGUUCCCUCAUCAUAGCUCUUCGCUGCUGGAAUCCCUGAACCGCCAUAGGCUGGAGGGAAAGUUCUGUGAUGUAUCCCUCCUGGUUCAGGGCAGGGAACUGAGGGCUCACAAAGCAGUGUUGGCUGCUGCCUCUCCUUACUUCCAUGACAAGCUGCUAUUGGGGGAUGCGCCCCGACUCACUUUACCGAAUGUCAUCGAGGCAGAUGCGUUCGAGGGACUGCUUCAGCUCAUCUAUUCAGGAAGCCUCCACCUGCCAUUGGAUGCUCUUCCUGCCCAUCUCCUCGUGGCCAGUGGCCUUCAGAUGUGGCAGGUAGUAGAUCGGUGCUCAGAGAUUCUUCGAGAGCUAGAAACGUCCAGUGGAAUUUCAUCUGGUGGAGGAGCCUCCAGCCUCACACUUCUUUCCACAACAUCUGCAGGAGGCUGGUGCAUUCGCUCUUCCCCUUUCCAGAACCCAGGGCGGUCCUCGGCUUCCACAGAGAAUUCUGCUGCCCCUGAGAGCCCCAGUGGAGGGGAGGGGGGUGAACUAGAAGGAAUGUUACAGAUUCAGGUCAAAGUAGAGGAGGAAGAGGAGCAGAGGUCAGCAGCCCCACCCUUUCAGACCCCUCAGCCUGAGAGAGUGUCAGGAGCGGUUUCCCAAGCUUGCGGAUCCCACCCGUUGCCUACAUCGACUCUUCCCAGCAAACCUUCAGAGGAUGAGAACUCAACACUUGAUCCUCCUGCCCCUCCCGUACAAACUUCCCAAAUCUUAUAUGUUAACCAGGAAAACAUCGAGUGUAAGGAGGAGAUAUCAGGAGGCAGGACUCUGUCUGGAGGAGCAAAGGAAAAGACCAAAGUACUGCCUGGAGAGAACUCUGAGGAAAAUGGGGAGCUAAGAUACUUGCUGUCCUCAGGAGGAGGGGAGACGUCUGGGGCAGGAGACCCAUCCUGGAAACCAGUGGAUCUCCAUGGGAAUGAAAUCUUGUCAGGGGGUGGAGGACCCGGAGGAACAGGGCAGGCUAUGCACGGGCCUGUGAAGCUAGGAGGGACACCCCCUGCAGAUGGAAAGUGCUUUGCUUGCUUGUGUGGAAAACGGUUUGCAGUCAAGCCGAAACGAGACCGACACAUCAUGUUGACCUUCAGCCUUCGCCCCUUCGGCUGCGGCAUCUGUAAUAAACGCUUCAAGCUGAAGCAUCAUCUGACAGAGCACAUGAAGACCCACGCCAGAGCUCUGCACGCGUGUCCCCAUUGUGGCCGCCGGUUCCGGGUCCAGGCUUUCUUCCUUCGACACCGGGACUUAUGCAAGGGCCAGGGCUGGCCCACUUACCACUGGACUUACAAAUGACUACUGAUGCUCUGUAGUGAUUUCUAGGACAAGAUAGCCAUGCUGCUGACGGACUUACCUUCCACCACCUCAGUCCUGGAUCAUGUGGUCCUUCCAAGAGAUUAUAUAUGUCAUGUUGUAAACCCCUUACUCUUGGGGAUGGGCCUCACCCUGGUAUAUUUGGAAGUCCUGUAGGAAGGUCAUGCUUCUGAUCACUCAACCGGAAUGGCCCUUUUUGUAUUGAUAGCCCGUGAAGGAACCGCUGACCUCAGGUUAUAUUAGCAAGAGAAGAGAUGGAGCAAAAUGACCCAGUAACUCUCACCUCAUCUUCACGAGGAGGUGAGGGAGCUGCUCUCCAACUAGGAAGACAUUUGAUUCAGAGCUCAAGUAAUUGCCAGACUCAGCUCUGAGCAGCCUCUGCCUCAUUGUCAACGGUAUCCCGACUCUGUACUUUCUGUCAUUUCUUUCCAGAAGCUUUUUAAAGUUGUACUUUUCUUUUCUCACCAGGAGACACCUUUCCCAAAUAUCCUUUUAAAAAUGGAUGGAGAGGUGGCUCGGGCACUGACUGCUCUUCCAGAGGUCCUGAGUUCAAAUCCCAGUAGCCGCAUGGUGGCUCACAACCAUCUGUAAUGGGAUCUGACGCCCUCUUCUGGCCUGCAGGCGUACAUGCAGACAGAGCAUUCAUACAUAAAAAAAAAAGUACUUGAACAUGAAGCAAGUGUCCUUCACACAUUUAAUCACAGCACAUGGGAGGCAGAGGCAGGUGGAUCUCUUCAAGUUCAAGGCCAGCCAGGGCUGCGCUCGGCGAGACCCUAUCUUGAGGGGGACAAAUAGUACUCGAGCACUUUAGCAAACUGAGCAUUUCACAGGUUACUCUGAAAGCCCAUCGCAGAGGGUCCUCCCUCAGAGGCCUUCACCUUGUCUUUCACUACCACUAAUCACAAUGACAGAUGUGACCCAGGAACUCAGGAGGUGGCAGCUGGCCUACAGCGCUCCCGGGGUGGCAUUUCCCCCGCUUAGAGGAUCUCAGGGUUGAAACCACACAUGGUGAGGAUCUGCAGAGGAGCCACGGUGGGACCAUGCUGCUCUCUUUUCCACCCCACCCACAUCGGUAGAAACAACACCUUUGUAGAGGUAGAGGGGUAGAUAGAAUGGAGGUGAAGGGGAAUUUAAAUUAUAAUAAACUGCCCUGCAAUCUAAACUGACA
Molecule: messenger RNA, 2750 nt
Organism: Rattus rattus (black rat)
Lineage: Eukaryota; Metazoa; Chordata; Mammalia; Rodentia; Muridae
Gene: Zbtb9
Product: zinc finger and BTB domain containing 9
Exons: 2
Coding region: 167-1564 (465 amino acids)
Biological process (GO): regulation of transcription by RNA polymerase II
Molecular function (GO): RNA polymerase II cis-regulatory region sequence-specific DNA binding; protein binding; DNA-binding transcription factor activity, RNA polymerase II-specific
Source: RefSeq, a predicted model, not a curated record